AUGCAAAAAGUGACCAGGUAUAUCCCCACCAAGGAUGACUUGGGCAAAACCUUCACCUAUUUACGACUUCUCUUCUCUUUGGACUACACAAUAGCCGACGUUCUACUCAUAACUGGGGGCUUGUUUUUCGCUAUUUGCGCCGGUAUUCCUUUCCCUCUUCUCGGUAUCGUCUUCGGGGACCUGAUCAACGACCUGAACACGGUGACUUGCAAUUCCUCGGACCGCGCUUCUGCGGACCUCUCCUCGGCAGUGCGGACAAAGGUGUUGUAUGUCAUCUACAUCACGAUCGCAAACUUUUGCUUCAUCUACGCCCACAGCACAUGCUGGUGUUUUGUGAGUGAGCGCCUGGCGCGCCGCUACCGCCGCCGUUACUUUGAGAGUAUUAUCAAACAGGAGGCCAACUUCAUCGAAUCACUUCCUUCGGGUGACGUUGUUUCGCGUCUGGUCAGCGACAUUGAACUUGUGCAGUCCGGCACAUCGGAGAAAGUGGGUCUCGUCAUCUCAACCCUAUCGUACUUUGUGGCCGCCUAUGUGGUUGCCUUCAUCAAAGUGCCCAAGAUUGCAGGCAUGCUAGUGUCUGUGGUUCCCUGUUUCUUCUUGAUGGCACUUGUUGGGGGGCAUUACAUCAAGAAAUUUGCGGGUCGUCUGGCCGAGAAGGUCAAUGCGGCCACAUCCAUAGCUUCCUCCAGUCUGUCGCAUCUGACACUCGUUCAUGCCUUCAAUGCGAACGACCGACUCGAGAAGCGUUUCGCCGGCUACCUCUCACAAGCGAGGAAAGAUGCCGUCAGAAAAGCCACUACUCACGCGGCACAAUUGGGCUGUCUCUACUUCAUCGCCUAUUCCGCCAACGCUCUGGCAUUCUGGGAAGGAUCUCAGAUGAUUUCAAAAUCGGUGGCUGACGGAAGCUCCGGAGCCUCUGUGGGUGCGGUCUACACCGUUAUCUUCGUCCUUAUCGACGCCUCAUUCAUUCUCAGUCAGGUUGCACCCUUCAUUCACGUCUUCGCCUCGGCUGCAGGUGCUUCAGAGAGACUUUUGCAGGUGAUCAACAGGCCUUCUGCCAUUGAUGGAACGUCUGAUUCAGGAGACAAGACAGCCGCAUUCGGUGAAGAGGAUAUUCGCUUUCAGGAUGUCCACUUCACGUAUCCCUCGCGCCCGGAUGUUCCAGUUCUACAAGGAGUGACGUUCAACAUCCCCCCCAAAAAGCAUACAGCCAUUGUGGGUCCUUCUGGCGGUGGAAAGUCUACAGUUGUUGCGCUUCUAGAGCGAUUCUACGAUCCCGGUUCAGGGGGUGUCCUGAUCGGCGACAAAAACUUCCGAGACAUCAAUGUUAGAUACCUGCGUGGAAAUAUCGGUUUUGUACAACAGGAACCUUCGUUGCUGGAUCGUACCAUUCUGGAAAAUAUUGCAUAUGGCUUGGUCUCGUCUGCGGUGGAGCGGCAUCAGCGACUAGCCCCCUUCAUCCUCGACUCGAGUCUGCCCGAUCUUGCCCAAAAAAUCCGAGGAGGCGUCUCAGAGAAGGAAGCGCUCCGCGAGUAUGAUAACUGUGUGUCCGAGAUUGUGGAUUUGGUGAAAGACGCAGCUGCCAAUGCGAAUGCGCUGGGCUUUAUUGAAGCUUUGCCGUAUGGUCUCGCCACAAACGUAGGUACAGCAGGGAACCAGCUGAGCGGUGGUCAGAAGCAACGAAUUGCUCUCGCCCGUGCCCUGGUUCGGGAACCAUGCUUGUUGAUUUUGGAUGAGGCAACUGCGGCGCUUGAUUCGACGAGUGAGCAGCUUAUCCAGGCCGCACUGAACAAGGUAUCCGAGCGAGUUACCACCGUAUCAAUCGCCCACCGGCUGGCGACAGCCAAAAACGCGCAUAAGAUCGUCGUGGUCCAGAGUGGCCGUGUUACGGAGGAAGGAUCCCACAUGGAGUUGGUUUCUCAGGGAGGGGUCUACGCAGAGAUGGUGCGGCUUCAGAACCUGGGAAAGCUAAGUGUAGAAGACAGAGUAAUCUCGGGAGACAUGAUCAGUGAACUGAACGCGACACCGGAAACACGACAGUUCUUCGACGAAAAACAAGCUCUCGCCGACGUUAACGGGUCAGACGUCACGGAGGACACGGUUGUUGCUGACACUCCGCCGGAAUCUCGAGAUGGAAGUGAGGAGGAGGAGGAGGAGGAGGAGGAAAGGAAAACGAAAAAGAAAAGAACACGGUCUGGGUGGUUCGUCACACAGUACACGGUCGCCCUGAUCCGUCCCAACUUGCAUUGGAUUAUGCUAGGCCUUGCCAUGUCUGUCAUUAUCGGCGGCAGCUACUCGGCAGAGGCUAUUGUAUUUGGUCACACGGUUGGAAGCUUGAGUCCUUGCAGGUCGGCUGAAGCCAUCAGCCAUGACGGCAAUCUCUACGGAUUGCUUUUCUUCAUCCUCGCUCUGGUGGAGUUUGGCGCGAAUGUGGUGGGUGGCUGUGCUUUCGGCUGGGCUGCCGAUAAAGUGUUGUAUCGGAUUCGAGUGCUGUCUUUACGCUCGCUACUGGGCCAAACCAUGAAGUGGCACCAAUCGGAGGAUCGCACUCCUGGGACUUUGCUCACAUACAUCACUGGUGACGCAUCCGCGUUGGGAGGCAUUACUGGCACAACCAUAGGGCUCCUCCUGGCGACUGCCGUCAACCUGAUAGCGGGUCUGGUGAUCUCGUUCGCAAUUGCUUGGAAGAUCACGAUUGUAUUGUUUCCAACAAUUCCAGUCCUGCUGGUGUCGGGCAUGAUGAAGCUCCGGGUGCAAAAGCAACUUGCCGAACGUCAUCAAAAGGCGUUUGCGAAAGCUACAGCGGUCACCAUCGAGGCCGUCGACAACAUCCGCGCAGUUUCUGCGUUCUCGCUGGAGAAGCAAUCGUACCAGGUUUACGGUCGUGCACUUCAAGGUCCCUACCGGGCUACCAUCAAAGCCACGUUUCACGGGAAUGCAUGGUUAGCACUGGCAUUUAGCAUCAGCAACUUGGUCUAUGCCCUGGCGUACUGGUGGGGGUCGAAACAGAUCGCCGAGGGUCGCUAUUCCCAGACGCAAUUUUUCAUUGUCAUGCCGGCUCUCUUGUUCAGCACGCAGUCUUGUGGGCAGAUGUUCGCCCUUGCGCCCGAUAUCUCGAAGGCCGGGGUGGCUUCGUCGAAUAUCGUCGAACUGCUGACGACUCGUUCGGCAGAGGAUGAAGUGACACCUGGAUCUUCGCACAGCAUCCAGCCUUCCAGCAGCCUUCUCGAGGAGAAAGCCGCAGUGCAGGACAUUGAGGCACAGGAAUAUGCUCGCUCCGCACGGCAACGGGCCGCUGAAAGGGGUGGGAUGGGCGCCCAACUGCGCGACGUCCAUUUUACAUAUCCGCAUCGCCCCGAACGGCCGGUCUUGAAGGGUCUCAAUAUUGACAUCAAACCAGGCCAGUUUUGCGCGCUAGUGGGGCCUAGCGGAUCAGGCAAAUCGACCACGUUUGCCAUGCUGGAGAGGUUUUACCGGCCUAAUGCAGGGGCAGUGGUCAUUGACGGUGUGGACGUCACUCGUCAGGUUGGGACAGAGUUCCGCGAUGAUAUCGCACUGGUUCCUCAGGAGAACGUUCUCUUCGAGGGAACUGUUGCCUUCAACAUUGGACUUGGCGCGUGCCCGGGCCACGAGCCCACUCAAGAGGAGAUCGAGGAGGCAUGCCGCAUGGCCAACAUCCACGAUGUCAUCAUGACUCUGCCCCAGGGGUAUCAGACGAUGUGCAGCCAUGAUGGCAAGCAAUUUUCGGGUGGACAGCGCCAGCGACUGUCGAUUGCCCGCGCACUGGUGCGCAAGCCUCGCAUGUUGCUGCUGGACGAGUCGACAAGCGCGCUAGACGUGGAGUCGGAGAAGCGAAUCCAGGAAGCUCUGGCGACCCUGGCAGGAAGGACCACAGUUGUAGCCAUCGCUCAUCGACUGAAUACCAUUCACCGGGCCGAUCAGAUCUUCUUGAUCGAAGACGGCCGAUGCGCUGAGCAAGGUACACACCAGGAGCUGAUCCAGCGGAGUGAGACAUACCGGACGAGUGUGAUCCACCAGUCGCUGGAGACUUGA
Messenger RNA from Aspergillus thermomutatus, 4053 nucleotides. RefSeq names its product ABC transporter ATP-binding protein. The coding region runs from base 1 to 4053 and encodes 1350 amino acids. Gene Ontology annotation, cellular component: membrane. The transcript has a single exon. The record is from RefSeq and is a predicted model, not a curated record. NCBI's taxonomy places the organism in Eukaryota, Fungi, Ascomycota, Eurotiomycetes, Eurotiales, Aspergillaceae. Gene Ontology annotation, biological process: transmembrane transport. Gene Ontology annotation, molecular function: ATP binding; ATP hydrolysis activity; ABC-type transporter activity.